CUUGAUGAAGAGCGCUUCAGGGGAGUUUGCAGAUGAUCCCUGCUCCUCUGUGAAACGAGGGAACAUGGUCCGCGCGGCGCGCGCCCUCCUCUCCGCCGUUACUCGACUGCUGAUUUUGGCUGACAUGGCAGACGUCUACAAGCUGCUUGUUCAGCUUAAAGUAGUGGAAGAAGGUAUCUUGAAACUAAGAAACGCUGGCACAGAGCAGGAUUUAGGUAUCCAGUACAAAGCCCUCAAACCAGAAGUGGACAAGCUUAACAUAAUGGCAGCCAAAAGACAACAGGAGUUGAAAGAUGUGGGCCACCGUGAUCAAAUGGCGGCAGCCAGAGGAAUUCUGCAGAAGAACGUUCCCAUUCUCUAUACGGCGUCCCAGGCCUGCCUGCAGCACCCUGAUGUAGCUGCUUACAAAGCUAACAGGGACCUGAUCUACAAACAACUUCAGCAGGCGGUCACGGGCAUCUCAAAUGCAGCUCAAGCAACUGCAUCAGAUGAUGCUGCCCAGCAGCAGGGUGGAGGUGGAGAGCUGGCCUAUGCUCUAAACAAUUUUGAUAAACAAAUUAUUGUGGAUCCAUCGACCUUCAGCGAAGAACGUUUUAGGCCUUCCCUGGAAGAGCGCCUGGAGAGCAUCAUUAGCGGAGCAGCCCUGAUGGCUGAUUCAUCCUGCACACGUGAUGACCGACGGGAACGUAUAGUUGCCGAGUGUAAUGCAGUGCGACAGGCCUUGCAGGAUCUACUUUCAGAAUACAUGGGGAAUGCUGGACGCAAAGAAAGAAGUGAUGCACUGAACUCUGCAAUUGAUAAAAUGACCAAAAAGACCAGAGACUUGCGUAGACAGCUCCGCAAGGCUGUUAUGGACCAUGUAUCAGACUCUUUUCUGGAAACAAAUGUUCCCCUUUUAGUAUUGAUUGAAGCUGCCAAGAAUGGCAACGAAAAAGAAGUUAAAGAAUAUGCCCAGGUUUUCCGUGAACAUGCCAACAAAUUGAUUGAG
This is a messenger RNA of Phaethon lepturus (White-tailed tropicbird), 988 nucleotides long. RefSeq names its product catenin alpha-1-like. Lineage: Eukaryota; Metazoa; Chordata; Aves; Phaethontiformes; Phaethontidae. The record is from RefSeq and is a predicted model, not a curated record. The annotation marks the transcript as partial. The transcript has 6 exons. Gene Ontology annotation, cellular component: actin cytoskeleton; adherens junction; catenin complex. Gene Ontology annotation, molecular function: cadherin binding; beta-catenin binding; actin filament binding. Gene Ontology annotation, biological process: cell migration; cell-cell adhesion.